AUGCAGGCACAGACGUAUCAAGACGCCAGCAGGACGCUGCUUGCCCAAGGGUUUGCGGAACUGAAUCAGGGCGAUACGCGCCAGGCUUCGGAAAAAGGUUGGGGCGCGACGGCCCAAAUGCUCAAGUGCAUCGCGGAGCAGCGAGGUUGGGAACACAAGGGGCACCGGCUGAUCCGGCGGGUGGCGAGCCGACUGGCUGACGAAACGGGCGAUGCCGAAAUCCGCAGGCUGUACCGGGUGGCCGACAGCCUCCAUAUCAAUUUCUACGAAGACGUCGAUACCGUGGAAGAUGUUGCGGCUGGAUUGGAAGACAUUGGGCGUUUUUUGGACAAACUUGAUCCGUUGGCCCACACUAUCAAUCAGACCUAA
Geodia barretti is the source of this 369-nucleotide messenger RNA. The record is from the annotation of a GenBank genome assembly. Lineage: Eukaryota; Metazoa; Porifera; Demospongiae; Tetractinellida; Geodiidae.